AGUAAGUCCAUUCGUGAAAUUUCCUUGCUACUAAAUAUUCCAUGGUCAACUGUUAGUGGUGUUAUAACAAAGCGGAAGCAAUUGGGAACAACAGCAACUCAUCCACCAAGUGGUAACCUGGGUAAAAUGACAGAGCGGGGUCAGCGCAUGCUGAAGUACACAGUGCGCAGAAGUCGCCAACUGUCUGCAGAUUCAGUAGGUAAAGACCUCCAAACUUUGUGUGGCCUUCAGAUUAGCUUCAUGGAUUGGGUUUCCAUGGCCGAGCAGCUGCAUCCAAACCUUACAUCACCAAGUACAAUGCAAAGCGUGGGAUGCAGUGGUGUAAAGCACAGCACCACUGGAAUCUAG
Staurois parvus is the source of this 348-nucleotide messenger RNA. The record is from the annotation of a GenBank genome assembly. NCBI's taxonomy places the organism in Eukaryota, Metazoa, Chordata, Amphibia, Anura, Ranidae.